Notechis scutatus (mainland tiger snake) is the source of this 1100-nucleotide messenger RNA. NCBI's taxonomy places the organism in Eukaryota, Metazoa, Chordata, Lepidosauria, Squamata, Elapidae. The record is from RefSeq and is a predicted model, not a curated record.
CUCUCUCUCUUUUCUCGUGGCGCAAGAUGGCGGCGCCGGGCGCUUCUCCUCAGGCGGCCGCAUCUUCUUCCUCCUCCUCCUCCUUCCUGGGCUUCAGCGCCAACUCACGUGACCCCAGCCAGCUCCCCUCGCGGCGGGUGGGCGGCCGGGGCGCCCGGAACCGCAAGAAGGGCUGGAAGCGCUGGCGGGGCCCCGAGGCCAAGCUGGGCCGGGACCUCGGGGACUGGCUGGAGGAGCGGGUCUCGGAGCUGCGGCACUUGGGAGGACCAGUGUCGGAAAAGCCAGAUGAAAGCCUCUUCUUUGUAGAUACCAGCAACGAACAACAAGGUCAGAAAGAGCAAGCAGCCAAAGAGAAACCUCUGAAGAUCGACUUGAUCCUACAGCCGGAUUCCAAGGUCCCUCCGCCCAAAGACAUCCUUUCUUAUCAGGUCCCCAACGGCCGGAAGUUGAAGCGGAAACAGCGACUCUGGGAGAAGCUGGCAGAAAAGGGGUUGGUGCCCCGGAAAGAACGGCUCCUUCAGCAAAGGUUACAAAACCCUCCCAAAGCCAACACAGCCGGAGCAGACAGCGGGACGGAUCCCUCUAGGGAGUUCUAUGACAUUUGGGCAGAUUCAAGGGCUGGGAAGACGCGGCCCUUGGCUUGCAAGUCCCUUGAAGGAAACCCCCCCCGCCCCCCCCCCCCCCCCCCCCCCCCCGCUGUUGCUUCUCUCCUGGCACAGAAAGCCCGCGAGCUCUCCGAGAAGGCCGCCCGGCUCAGGAAACAGGAGAUCUUUCAGCUGAAAUCCAUCCGGCUGCAGCUGAAGCAGCGGGAGGCCGAGCUGCAACGCCGGAAGCAGCGGCGCGAAGCCGAGCGCAAACUGGAGGCCGUCAAGCCCAAGCGGCUGGGCAGGCUCAAGUACGAAGAACCCGAUGUGGACGUGCAGCUGAGCAGUGAACUGGCGGAGUCCUUGAGGACGCUAAGGCCGGAAGGCAGCAUCCUGAAGGACCGCUUCAAGAGCUUACAGAAGCGCAACAUUAUCGAACCCCGAGAGCGGGCCAAGUUCAAAAGGAAAUACCGACUGAAAUACGUCGAAAAGCGAGCUUUCCGGGAAAUCACGUAA